GGAAGUAAGAUUUUCCAAUUGUGUAAAACACCGCGUUUUUGCUUUAGCUCAGUCAAAUUAAGCCGGAACUUAACCAUUUUCUCAGGGUUUAUAAUACUCAACGUAGGCUUUCUUUUGACGAAAGAACGGAGUCUGUAUCUAUCAAGGAAGUUGCGUUAUUGCAAAAACAAAAAAGAUCUUAAACUUUUGUGGAGCACUUUUACUGGUACCGGUACCGGUACUGGUGCAUACCUACGCCCUAGACAUCGAUUCUUAUAUAAGAAUCCUAUCAGGAACGUCUAAGUCUCUUACCAGUGAAUUACAAGAUUCUUAUCCGAAUCCUAUCAGUUUCUUAUAUAAGAUUGUUUAACAUUUCCCGUCGACAGUCGCAAGUGUCUUUUAAGAUUUUCAUAAGAGGAUCGUAGAAAUUCAUAAGUAGGGACCAAAACUCUAACGAAGUUUUCCAGCCAAUAGAAGCAACUUAAUCAUAACAGAAAUCAGCAAAACCAACUCAUAAGCUGCCUUUUAGUAAAUAAGAAUAACAUGAGAAUUUUUGGUACUCCUUAUAAAUUUCUUAAGAAGCUCAUAUGAAAAUCUUAUAACACACUUACGAUUGUCGAUGGAAAAUUUUAAACAAUCUUAUAUAAGAAACUGGUAAGAUUUCGAUCAGAAUCUUAUCAGUUUUAUCAAAAACAUUUUGUCUAGGGCGCGGGUGGCGCUGUGUAUAACAUCUCCAGUGGUCAAUGAACCUGAGCUGCACGAUGACGUGUUGGCAUCUGGGAGGGGGAGUGAUGUGACGGAUGGAGGCGUUGACCAAAGGGCUCAGUGGUUAGAGCGUAGACACGGAAUAUCAAGGUCCUGGACUCGAAUUGUAGUCUGACCACACAUUUUUCCUUCACAGAUAUGAGCUUAUUUUUAUAUAUAUUUUAAAGACGAAGAGCCAUGGCUGGUCUAUAAUGCUUAUAUUGCACAUGAUACUGGAACUUGGAAAGACUUGAAUAUCAAAUAUAUACUACAAAUUUAUCGUGAUUAUAUUUACACAAAUAAUAAACAGUUUCUAAUCGAUCUGUGGCCAACUAUCAAAGUACGUUUGAAGAAUGAAGGGAUUGAUCACGCUAAGAGACGGAGGAAACAAAGGCCUUUAUUGUAAAGUAUUAAUGUAUUAUUUCUUAAUAAUCAUCAUCUUUUAGUUUUUAUUCUAGUUAGCAACGGAUAAAGUCAAGUCACAGGACACGGAUAAUGAUGGAAUAAUAGACAACGGUGGCUUUGCAGACCAGACUUACGAUGCAUGGAAAGCUACUGGAGCAAGUGCUUACUGUGGUGGCUUACACAUUGCUGCUCUACGAGCUGCUUUUGAAAUGGCCUGUAUAAUGAACGAUCAAAAUGCGGCUAAUGAAUACGAAGCAUGGCUAAGCAAAGCUAAACAGUCGUAUAAUGAUAAACUGUGGAACGGAAAAUAUUAUGACUAUGAUAGUAGCACAUCGAGAUAUCACGAUAGCAUUAUGACAGAUCAACUGGCCGGAUUUUGGUAUCUUCGAUUAUGCGGACAUCAUUAUGAGGACUUUGAAAAGGAUAAAGUAUUAAGCAGUCUCGAGACAAUAUUUAAGACGAAUGUAAUGGGUGUUGGAAAUGGAUUGAUUGGCGCAGUAAAUGGUACGACGAAAGAUGGUCAGAUCGAAACAGCAAGCAUGCAGUCAGAAGAAAUAUGGACCGGUGUUACUUAUGGUUUAAGUGCCACAAUGAUUAUGGAAAAUCUUGUUAACGAAGCAUUUCUAACAUCCGAAGGUAUAUACAAUACAUGUUACAAUGUGGUUGGUCUCGCGUUUCAGACGCCGGAAGCGUUAAUGCAUGACGGACGAUUUCGAUCGGUUGGAUAUAUGCGGGCUCUUGCAAUCUGGUCAAUUCAAAAAGCAAUUGAACUUUCCACUGCAAAUAAAAAGAAAGAUCUUCAAAUCAGGAACGAAGAUGACAGCAAACUUUCUUCGUCGGUUCCAUCUCGUCUAUUACAUUAA
Messenger RNA from Didymodactylos carnosus, 1991 nucleotides. The record is from the annotation of a GenBank genome assembly. Lineage: Eukaryota; Metazoa; Rotifera; Eurotatoria; Philodinida; Philodinidae.